Paecilomyces variotii is the source of this 1480-nucleotide messenger RNA. RefSeq lists its product as hypothetical. The record is from RefSeq and is a predicted model, not a curated record. Lineage: Eukaryota; Fungi; Ascomycota; Eurotiomycetes; Eurotiales; Thermoascaceae. The transcript has a single exon. Bases 434 to 1288 code for a protein of 284 amino acids.
CUUUGCGAAAAUCAUAUCGUCGUUGGACUCCUUGAAUCUCUCGGAGGGAGAAGCCAAACGUGUCGCCGAACAACUUAACGAGGGAUUUGAAAGCCUAAGCGACAAGGUCGAAACCUUGAUAAGGGGUUUUCCAACCGCGCAAGAUUUCCAGGACCUUGUUAGAGUUGGUAAUUUUGAGCGGAACAAAAUAUACAAUGAUCUUACUCAAUUGCGGCAGGACCUCGUGACUGUUAUCUGUUUGAAAGCAGAUUCUCAGUCUGUCAAGGAAAUAGAAGAAAAUAUCAACUUUAUUAUCAAUCAUAUUGACGAAACAUUGCUUAAUUUUGAUAAGCGAAUUGGGUCCCUCGAGUCGGAAAGGCACGUCUACAGCUCGGAAUAUCAUGCACAGGAGGUAUCCAGGCUCGAAAAUGAUCUCAACAGCUUCCAUGCGGAAAUGGAAGCACGAUUGGCCCAGUUUCAGUCGAAGGAGUCGGCACAUGAUCUAGCAGCCAAUCUCUCUAAGCUUUGUGACGAGGUUGUCAAGCUACAGAAACGUAUGGAGGUGAAACUGAAGGAUACCGUAGGAACGGAGUCCAUGGAUCAGGUCCCCACGCAGAUUGCGCUUCUCAAAGAAGAAAUGGAAAAGAAGCUGGCCGAAUGCAAUACCUCUCUCGAAUCUCUCCGGGAUGACUUGCAUGCCAAGGCUGCAGAUAUUGAAUUCGCCAAGUCAGAGAUUGAGAAACUCAAUGCCACCGGAAUGACCAGGACUGCGGCUCUGGGCUCUCAUAGUAUCCAAGAAGAGGAGUUCAAGGAACUCCGAGUCAAGCUGGAUGCCACCCAAAACAAGAUUGAGAAUUUGCAGCAUGGGCAGACCGUCCUGGAACGGAGGGUCAAUCCCAUUAUCGAAGGGUUCUCCAGGAACGGUGUUAGGCUUAGCAAGUUGGAAGAGAAAUUCGAACAAGAGCAGAGGGCUCUUCGUGGCGUCGCUAAAGAUGUUGACCAAAUGCUGAAAUUGAAAAAGUCUGAUGCUCCUCCUAUGUCUGCCGCUACAGAGUCACCGAAGGCAGAACCUGAGAAACCAGCAAAGACGUCAGAAGAAAAGGAAGAACCUGGUAAGAAGGAGUCUGCAAAGAAUGAACCGCCACAUCCUUCGCCUUCUUCCGCCAAGGAGACUCCUGAGACAAAAGGACCCGGACUCAGUGCUAGCCGAUGGGCGACAGACAAGCCAACUUGGCCGCAAUUGACAGAUGACGAGAUCCUUGAGCUCUCUCGUAGUCUAUCCUCAAACAAACGUGAAAGAAAGAAAUAGUGGGCUACUGGCUACUCGAUGAGAAAAGGGUCAUCCACUGUGACCUUUUAGCAUGUUAAGCCUGUUUCCUCCUGUUAUACCGUUGCUUGUUACUUGAUUUCUCUGAUAUGUUGGGUUGUUAGUCAUGUUGUUCUCAAGGAGUCGGCUGGAUGAUAUCUGUUCUCGACAUUGAAAUUUCGGGGCAUUUCCGUA